This is a messenger RNA of Mycotypha africana, 760 nucleotides long. RefSeq lists its product as uncharacterized. The record is from RefSeq and is a predicted model, not a curated record. Lineage: Eukaryota; Fungi; Mucoromycota; Mucoromycetes; Mucorales; Mycotyphaceae. Bases 36 to 590 code for a protein of 184 amino acids. The transcript has 2 exons.
CAGAUACUAGCUUUGCAUUCUUUCUUCUUGUCAUCAUGCGUUUCAACUUGCCCUUUGUUAUAAUCUUUAUAUUAACAAAUAGCAGUUUUACCACCUGUAAAGAUUACAUUUCCGUCAAUUCUCCUAAAUUGAACGAUGUGAUUAGCAGCCAACAACUCUUGAAUAUAUCGUAUACAUUCACUGGAAUAGCGGCAGAACAGCGACAAACGAGUGAAAAAAAGUCAAAUACAUAUUUACCAAGCUCAUUACAAAUUGAAUUUUCUUGGACAGAGCAAACCAACAGAUUAAACUCUCUUUCAUUUGAGAUUGCCAAAGGAUUAAGUAUGAAAACAGGAGGAACAUAUAUCAUUCACAGAACAAUCUCAUGGCGAGUACCCAACUAUCAUUUUUUUGCUCGAUACCCUCCUUCGCGUUACGACUUUGCACUAGUUUUUACACCAUAUUAUCCGCGUGGUGUUUUGCGAGAAACAGCACAAAAUAAUAGUACUGCUGAUGUCUUGAAAAACGAUCCACAGCACCAACUACAGAAACCGAUUGUUGUCCCAGUCUUUAUUUCCGUCAUUGAGUCAAAUUCUCGAAAAAAAUGGUAAUGUUUGAAUUAUACUUAAUGCCUAAAUGAACUUACACAAUUGCACAAGUGAGCUCUUUGCCAAUGGAGGCGGGGGUAUCAGCUUUAUUCUAAAUCUAAACAACAUCAAAACUAUAAUAUUGAAUUGAUCUAAUAAAAAAAAAAGAGUGCCGAUCAUUGAAUGAUCAUUUG